AUGCUGCAGUCUUCGCUGAGCAGCUGGCUAAAAAAGCCUACGACUACCGGACAGAAUGAGCAGCCUACAAAGCCACCUCCCAUAGCCAAAGCUGUCCCCAAUCGACCGCCGCCUCCUCCAAAGUCCGCCUCCGCCCCUACUCGCGUUGCCUCUGCUCCUACCGCUGUGCCUGCAGCCAUGGACAACUGGAAUGACAUCCCAGACAACUUCCUACAAGCCCCAUCGAGACCCAGAUCGAAGAAGAGCCCCCGUUCUUCACGGGCUGUCACGCCUUCUUCUGGCACCUCAAGAGUGCCCUCGCCCGUCGCCCUCCCAGUCCAGCAGCCGUCCCUGCCACAGCUGUUCGCCCUUCACCCCCUGCCUGCGAACGUCCAACUCGUACCCCUCACCGAAGAGCUGAUGCCCGCCUUCAAGCGCCUGAUUGCUCUCACGCUGCCCAUACCCUACCCCGAGAGCUUCUUCAAGGAGACCAUGACCGAGCCACACCAUAGCAUCACCCUCGUGGCACUAUGGCACUCCUCUCCUACCUCGAACGACUCCGUCAACCCUUCGCCCGAAAAGCCACACCUCGUCGGGGCCCUAUACAUAUCCACAAUCGGUAUCCUUGCGCCAUACCGCUCGCACGGCAUUGCUAUGCACCUCCUACAAGCCGUUGUCAAGCAGGCGGUGGAACUGCAUAGCGUGAGAUGCGUGACGGCGCAUGUAUGGGAGACGAACGAAGAGGGGUUGGAAUGGUACAAAAAGCGCAACUUCGAGACGCUAGGCAAAGAGGAGGGUUAUUAUAGAAAGCUAAGGCCACAGGGCGCAUUCCUGACUACCACCCAUUCCACCCCGAAAUCCACGGUCAGCCCGACGAAGACUAGCGGCGGGGAGACAGGACCAAGCAGCACCGCAUGCCCUGUGCCGCUGUAUUAUCAGUGUGGAGGCUACUAUGACGGCAAGCCAUGGACGGGGUGCAAGAAGUGCGUAAAGGGAGCGAAGUGUGUGGUACAGAACGAGUUGUACAAGCAGUGCGUUGCGGACGAGGAUUGA
Cucurbitaria berberidis CBS 394.84 is the source of this 1032-nucleotide messenger RNA. RefSeq names its product carbohydrate-binding module family 1 protein. The transcript is spliced from 4 exons. Bases 1 to 1032 code for a protein of 343 amino acids. Gene Ontology annotation, molecular function: acyltransferase activity, transferring groups other than amino-acyl groups; cellulose binding. Gene Ontology annotation, cellular component: NatA complex; extracellular region. NCBI's taxonomy places the organism in Eukaryota, Fungi, Ascomycota, Dothideomycetes, Pleosporales, Cucurbitariaceae. The record is from RefSeq and is a predicted model, not a curated record. Gene Ontology annotation, biological process: carbohydrate metabolic process; mitotic sister chromatid cohesion.